AUGGUUCCAUCCCGCCCGAUGGUCUCUCCGACCCUCUCAUCUCCACUGGGAGGAUCUGGACCAGCACCUUUGGAAAAGGAUUACCAUACUCUGGAAUUUCGACUCACUCACGGACACUGGCGAAUUUUCGAUUCUCAAAAAGCGUUCGGGAACAAGGACGCGUCUGUAUUGGUUUUCGACAAAAAGAGCAAUGUGAAGGCUCCGCCGAAACUCGGAAAAACAAAAACCUACUCGAUGUUCGAUCUCAUCAAGUACGAAACCCAACAACUGAUGGGCCUAGUUCAUCCAAGAAUCUUACACAUGGAGCAUAAUUUGGAAGAAACGAAAGAUUACUUCUCUUUUGCCACUGAACAAAUUUUUGGCAACUUGGAAUCAAUUGUGACUGACGACUCUGUGGAUCGACUUGAGAUCAGACUCGGUGUUCUUCAGAUCAUUGAUGGAUUGUCAUACCUCCACAACUCUGCAAAGAUGCUCCACGGAAAUUUGACUCCUGAUGCCAUCUAUGUCACAGCAAUUAAGACAUGGAAAAUUGGAGGUUUUAGUUUUUCAGUCAAUGCAAAGGAACCGAAUUGUUUCCCUUGUUACCCAUGGACCAAGAAACUUCCUCCAUGCCUACAACCAGACCUCGAUUUCCUGGCUCCAGAAAACUUGGCUCAAGGUCAAAGUACAGUAACCAGUGCCGCUGACGUAUUCUCUCUUGGAGUUUUGAUUUGCUGGAUUUAUGCAGGUGGAAAACGUUUGAUCGAUGCAAAGAACAAUCUGGAAACAUACCAUAUUAUUGUGAAUCAACUCGAUGCGGCCCUUCAAUGCAUCUCGAAUGAAUUGGGUCCGAAUCUGAAGGAUUCGUUGUCUAAAGUUCUCUCAUUGGAUGUUGUACAACGUCCAGCUGUUCAAUUGCUGACACUUAUCAAGCAUUUUGAUGAUCCAGCUCUCUCGGCAUUGCGACAAUUGGAUGAUAUCUCUCAGAUGUUCGAUCCAUCGCACAAGUCACAUUUUUUGAGUCACACUCUGAAUCAAGCGAUUCCAAAUAUCCCCGAAUCAAUAUGGUUCAAUCGGGUCUUGCCACGAUUCAAUGAGCAAUUGUGGGAGCAACCAGAUCUCUAUUACUUCAUCACCAAACCCCUCUUUCAUAUUCUCGAACACUGCGAGAGCCAUAACAUUCACAAAAUGAAGCCGUGGAUUCGAAAACUCAUGGAGAACGCAGCCCAUAAUAAACUUCUUCGUGCAUUUAUUCUGGAGAACAUGUCGGCGUUAUUCAGAAGACUUUCCGAUGAAUUUGUCGAGGACAAAUGUUUGGAUGUUAUCAUUUUGUCGUUGAAAUCGGAUGACACAUCACUUCAAUCAAGCGCUGUUCGUGGCCUUCCCCAUGUUGCUGAGUACUUGCCAAUCUCAUUCAUCACCAAAAAACUUCUUCCAACAAUUAUGAAUCUUCCUCCAUAUCUUCAAGACAACGUUCCUCGUCAGCUGGACCUGCUUGCUGCACUGGCAGCUCUCUCUGAUCGAUGUGAUGUGGCGAAUGUGGCUUUUCUGUUCGGAUGUAUAUCUUUGUGCAACUCAACACAUUCUGUCAUUGUCCAUGCCAAGUCAAGAAUCGCUCAGCGUCUUGUCAUGCGUGAUCCAAAUCGACUGAAAGAUGCUCAAUUGAUGUGUGUUCAUCUUCUAAAUCCCCUCGUCACCGGUCUCGCUUGUGAUGAUUUGAGUAAAUUCAGUUGUGCUCAUUUCGAUGACAUCAUGAGCUCUGUGAGAAUUCUUUUGGAGAUUCUCGAGCAACGACGUUACGAGAUGGAAGAUCGUCAAGAGCACAAACAAAGCAAUCAUCAUCUUGGAUUGAAUCGUCUUGGCAAUCGACGAGUAUCCAUGUCAUCUACCAAUUUGCCACGUGUAAUGAUUAGUGCCGCCCGUCCAUCAUUCUCUUCCGAUUCUCGAAAAAUGUCAUUCCUCUCCGCUGAUGGCCGAUUGGAAGACCGUGGUAGCAGACGAGAAUCAAGAGACUCGCGUGGAAGUUUGGAGAGUGAUAUGAGUAUUCGAAUAGGAAACGGGUCGGAUAUAUCGGAUGAUUCCUGUUUUUCAAGUCAUUCGGCAAAGGGAAGACGGCAGAGUUGGCUGGAUAAUUAUGGGCAUUCUGUUAGUUUGGAGCAAAAUACAAAUGGAUUUUUGGAAACGACAUCUAGAAAUUUAGGAGAUAGAAAUAGUAUGAAUUUCAAACAAAGGAAUGCGCGCGCUUCGGAAAGAAGAGCCCGUACCCGAUCACCGAAUGCUGAACUAGAACCACACCGUGAACAUCCCCCAGCUCGACCAAAUUCAUUCUCGAAUCUCGGACACAAUAUCGUACUCACCUACCGUAAUCUCAUGUAUAAUAACAAAGAUCACACC
Caenorhabditis briggsae is the source of this 2373-nucleotide messenger RNA. Lineage: Eukaryota; Metazoa; Nematoda; Chromadorea; Rhabditida; Rhabditidae. The annotation marks the transcript as partial. Gene Ontology annotation, biological process: protein phosphorylation. The record is from RefSeq and is a predicted model, not a curated record. The transcript has 10 exons. Gene Ontology annotation, molecular function: ATP binding; protein kinase activity.